ACAAAAGCCAUAGUAUCCCCAUACUAUAAAGAUGAUGUCAAAAUGAAUAAUAUGCUUCUAUCAUCUCAUAUAACCUCAUAUGUUCUUCCAAAAAAUUUCAAUAGAAAAUACAAUGUCUCUAUCCAAGCUAGAACUUGUGCAGGAUUUGGAACAGAGUCAAAGGCUGUUGGAAAAUGUGCUACCGAUACCAAUGCACCAUCCAACAUUCAAGCACCUUCAACCAGAAGUGAAAUAACUAAUUCUGGAAUAUUGGAAUUUUCAAUUCACGUUCCAGAUGAAACUAAUGGUCCUAUAAGUUGUUACUUUAUCAUCGUACAAGUGAACAAAACAAGCAACACUAGUGCUGGUUUUAACAAUGCACGAAUGAGUAAACUGAAUAAUUCAGAAAUCGAAGAUGAAUACAUUGCAAUAGCUUUGAACAGAACCAGUAAACAGAAUCAUGCAUAUGUAUAUACAACAUGCUACGCCAUAAGCCAAGCAUUCUGGAAUACAUAUUUUCCUUAUAAAGCGUUGGGCAUAACCGUCCGAAAAUAA
Messenger RNA from Styela clava, 534 nucleotides. The record is from RefSeq and is a predicted model, not a curated record. NCBI's taxonomy places the organism in Eukaryota, Metazoa, Chordata, Ascidiacea, Stolidobranchia, Styelidae.